Messenger RNA from Olea europaea var. sylvestris, 2788 nucleotides. Its product is annotated as protein NSP-INTERACTING KINASE 3-like. Gene Ontology annotation, molecular function: protein binding; protein kinase activity; ATP binding. The transcript is spliced from 11 exons. The coding region runs from base 785 to 2647 and encodes 620 amino acids. The record is from RefSeq and is a predicted model, not a curated record. Gene Ontology annotation, biological process: protein phosphorylation. NCBI's taxonomy places the organism in Eukaryota, Viridiplantae, Streptophyta, Magnoliopsida, Lamiales, Oleaceae.
AAGCACGUGAACUGCCCAAAACUUGCCUGCAAAAAUUUCCUUCGCUUUUGCUUUUAUGAAAAUCCUAUUGUUCUCUCUGAUCAAUCCUCACACCCUUUCAGUCCAAUCACUUCACUGAAAAAAAAAAAGCAAGUUUUCCCAAGAUAAAUAAUAUAUUUAUCAACAAUAAUACACACACAAAAAAAAAAAAAAAAAAAAUUUCUUGAAAACCAUCUUCCUUUUAAAUUUACAGUCUGUGAUGCCUUGGCGUUUUGUUUAGGACCUUUUGCACCGGUAAAUGCCAUCUGAUUCGUAAUUGAUAGAGAUUUUGCGAUGCUGAAAAUUUGAAUAAUACUAAUUAGAGUAGUGAAGCUAAAAAUCGCCAGCAAAAGCAAAUGGAAUUUGUGGGGAUCAGUUUCAUAUACGAAAAUUCCCAGAUCUCAAGAAUCUCAGAAUUUCAGCCCUAGUCUCUGUUUUUACUUUUUCAAGAAAAUUCUCUUCAUUUUCUUGGUUUCACCCACCUGCAAUUGGGUUCUUAUUUUCUUGAACAAGAUUGAAACUUUUUAUCAUAUGGGUUCUUAUUUUUGAGGCACAAAGAGUGAAUUCAAGAUUCUUUUGGAGACAAGCAGAAAAAUAGCAUUUCUUUAUAGGGUAGUUGUGGAUAUGCUUCAAGAGGUUCUGAUUCUGGGAGUCUACCUUUUGCUGUGAGCUGUUUUCAUAAUAAGGUAAUGUGAAGGAAAUGAAGUUAAGUGUGAGAAUGACUUAUUCUCUUAAGCGUUUGAAGAGAAAGUGAAAUUGAAAAAGCAUGGAGAAAAGGGAGUUUCUUUUCUGGAAAGUGGGAUUGAUAUUUUUAGCAAUCAUAGAUGGUUCUUCUGCAACGCUGUCUCCUUCUGGUAUAAAUUAUGAAGUUGUAGCUUUGAUUUCUAUAAAGAAUGAUUUAAGCGAUCCGUAUAAUGUUCUGGAGAAUUGGGAUGCUAAUUCUGUAGAUCCUUGUAGUUGGAGGAUGAUCACCUGUUCCCAAGAUGGUUAUGUUUCUGCUUUAGGGCUACCUAGCUUGGGAUUGUCAGGGAAAUUAUCGCCUGGAAUUGGGAAUCUCACUAAUUUGCAAUCUGUAUUGCUGCAGAACAAUGACAUUUCUGGUCCUAUUCCUCCUGUAAUUGGGACGUUGGAGAAGCUUCAGGCACUCGAUCUCUCAAACAAUAAAUUCAUUGGCGGAAUACCAAGUUCUCUAGGAGACCUCAAGAAUUUAAAUUAUUUGCGGCUUAGCAAUAACAGCCUUUCUGGACAAAUUCCAGGCACUCUUUCUAAUGUCAAAGGCCUCACUCUGGUGGACUUAAGUUUCAAUAAUCUUAGUGGUACUGUGCCGAAAAUUUCUGCAAGAACGUUCAAAAUAGUUGGGAAUCCUUCAAUAUGCAGGCAGAGUUCUCAAAACAAUUGUUCUGUUGUCCUUCCAGAACCAUUGUCCUUCCCACCGGAUACUAUGAAAGAAUCUGGAGGAAAAAGCCAUAUAGCUGUUGCUUUUGGAACAAGCUUUGGGGCUGCAUUUUUAGUUGUAUUUGUUAUUGGGUUGCUUGUUUGGUGGCGAUAUAGGCGCAAUCAGCAGAUUUUCUUUGAUGUUAACGAUCAAUAUGAUCCAGAGGUACGCUUAGGUCAUUUGAGAAGUUAUACCUUUAAGGAGCUCCGAGCUGCAACUGACCAUUUCAACACGAAGAAUAUAUUGGGGAAGGGAGGAUUCGGGAUUGUGUACAAGGGCCGUUUAAAUGAUGGGACUGUGGUGGCUGUCAAAAGGUUAAAGGACUAUAAUGUUGCUGGUGGUGAAAUUCAGUUUCAGACAGAGGUAGAGAUGAUUAGUUUAGCUGUCCAUCGAAAUCUUCUUCGUCUCUGGGGUUUCUGUUCAACUGAAAAUGAGCGGCUUCUCGUUUACCCAUAUAUGCCAAAUGGUAGUGUGGCGUCUAGGUUGAAAGAUCAUGGCCAUGGGAGGCCGGUAUUAGACUGGUCUAGGCGGAAAAGGAUUGCUUUAGGUACAGCAAGAGGACUAGUAUAUUUGCAUGAACAAUGCGAUCCCAAAAUUAUUCAUCGUGAUGUGAAAGCAGCCAACAUUUUGUUGGACGAAGAUUUUGAGGCAGUUGUUGGGGAUUUUGGAAUGGCAAAGCUCCUGGACCACCGGGAUUCUCACGUUACCACAGCCGUUCGUGGCACGAUUGGCCACAUUGCGCCGGAGUAUUUAUCGACCGGUCAAUCUUCGGAAAAGACUGAUGUCUUUGGGUUCGGAAUUUUACUUCUUGAGUUAAUUACCGGUCACAAGGCCGUGGACUUUGGACGGGGAGCCAACCAAAAAGGGGUGAUGCUCGAUUGGGUAAAGAAGCUCCAUCAAGAUGGUAAGCUGAACCUUAUGGUGGACAAAGAUUUAAAGAACAAUUUUGACAGGGUAGAAUUAGAAGAAAUGGUCCAGGUUGCUCUCCUUUGUACUCAGUUUAAUCCUUCCCAACGUCCUAAAAUGUCGGAAGCAUUAAGGAUGUUAGAGGGUGAUGGUCUAGCAGAAAAAUGGGAGGCAUCACAAUCAGUUGAGACAACUCCGAGGUAUGGAAAUCCUCUACAAAGAUAUUCCAAUUUCAUCGAAGAAGCCUCUCUUGUGAUUGAAGCAAUGGAGCUCUCAGGCCCAAGAUAAUGCUCGUUUAUCUCUUUCUUCUAUAUAUAUGUUCUUGAUCGAUAUCAUAUAUUUUUGUGCUUUUUCUGGAAAACAUCAACUUCUGUUAAUAGCAAUUGAAAUGGGUGAAAUGGAGAAGCGUUACUGGAAUUUUGUGUGAUU